Molecule: messenger RNA, 6644 nt
Organism: Triplophysa rosa
Lineage: Eukaryota; Metazoa; Chordata; Actinopteri; Cypriniformes; Nemacheilidae
Gene: tjap1
Product: tight junction associated protein 1 (peripheral)
Exons: 7
Coding region: 966-2996 (676 amino acids)
Biological process (GO): Golgi organization
Cellular component (GO): trans-Golgi network
Source: RefSeq, a predicted model, not a curated record
UAUUUCUUACGAAGGUAUUGUUUGUCUUUAGUGUUUACCAGAUUCACACAUGUUGUAUUUGUAUAUAAAUGUGUAUUUGGCAAAUACAAAUCUUGAAUCUUUAAAUGAUUAAAUAUACAGCAAAUGUAACUAUAUUGUGACGUAUAGUUUCACUGACGCAAAUUACUUAUACCAUGGUCAUAGUCAGAAAUCGUUUUCUGAGGGGUCCCCCCAAAAUUAUCAGAUGUCCAAUAGGGCAAAAUAUAAAAAAGUGUUUUAAGUUCAGAAACAUAAGAGAGGGGAAAAAGUAGGCUGUCAAGGCCAUUUUAUUCAGUUUAACCAUCGUUUGAUGCGAUUCUUUUCUCUUGAAUACAGAUAAUGCAGAGUCAUUAAUUAAUUAGUCAUGACAAAAUGAUGAGAACGGAUGUAUUUUUCUGCUAUGUUAGAUAUUACAUUACAUUGCUUGUUUAGUACUGUGUCUUUUUGGAUAGUAAGACAUCCACUACGACCGACACAGCAAUAAGCCUGUGUGAAAUGAUAAUACACUAAUACUGUAGCUUUGUAUCUACUGUUGGGUUGGGUUUUUUGUGUCCACUUCAAAAAUUGCUCUUCAGAAAUUUUGUGUUUAUUGUCCCUCCAACUGUUAGAUGAAAUUCACCCUGGUAUAAUAUUUUUGUCAUAUGGCCCACUCCAUUUAAUGGUCAUUUUAAGACCACCUCCAGGUUCAGCAGUCCCUGCCAUAGCUGUUCUUUUAUUGGAUGUUGCUCUUUUAAAUGCCCAGUGGCACUGCUUUCAUCACAGCCUAUUGAUUCAGCUUUUUCGACAUGUGAGAGGAAGAUGUAGGGUGGCAGUGAGACAGAGAGAUAGAGAGGAAGAGGACAGUCUGUUUGCACAGGACAGGGCUGAAGGUGCCGCUCUUUGGAUUCUCAUUCUUUUCUCUCGGCAGGACUAACGGACAGUGUACGGAAGCACGCUGAUCUCCCAGAAUGACGAGUGCUGCACCUGCCCGGAAACCGUAUCGCAAGGCCCCUCCUCAGCACCGCGAGACGCGUCAUACCGUGCCAUCGUUCCGAGAGGAAGUUAGCGAGAGUGUCUUGCCGUCCGCCAGCCCUGAAACAUCAGCCCAGCCUGACCCCUUCCAGGAGUCCUUAUCAGAUGCCGACAGGAUCAAGAUCCUACAGCAGCAAAAUGAAGACUUGCGUCGCCGCCUGUCGCAGACAACUCAUAAGAUGGAGACAAUGGAGACGGAGUUUGAGACCAGUCGACAUUACAUGCAGGCAGAGAUGGGUCGCACCAGAGACGACCUUGAGAAAAUGAGAGACAAGUUCAGAAGACUUCAGAACAGCUACACCGCAUCUCAGAGAGCUAAUCAGGACCUGGAGGAGAAACUUCACGCCCUGCUCCGUAAAGUGGAAAGAGACAAGAAGACUAUGGAUCAGGAGAUAGUGGAGCUCACAAAUAAACUGGUGGAUGCCAAAAACACUAUCGAUAAGCUGGAGGAACUGAACGAACGCUAUCGGCAGGACUGUAAUUUGGCCGUGCAGCUGUUGAAGUGCAACAAGUCACAUUUCAGGAACCACAAGUUUGCUGAUUUGCCUUACGAGCUACAGGACAUGGUGAACAAGCACAUGAAGAGCAGCUUGCCUAACAAGACACAGGGCUCUCAGGGAGCUCAAGCGCAAGACCCUGACACUCUCAGUCUGACUCUUGCAGACGUGGUGCCCACAUCCGUCAUUGCCCGUGUUCUUGAGAAGCCGGAGCCCAUGGUGCUCAACUCGGCGCAGUCUAGCAGCAGUGCCGGUCGACCAGUGGCCGAAGACGUAUUUGUACACGUCGACAUGACGGCACCCCAGGACGACAGCGGAGGGCGUGCGAAUGGGGGGCCUGUUCAUUCUAGACCAAGUUCUGAUCAGCAGCAUAUGAACGGCAUGAGUCGAAGCCAGGGCAGUCUGGAUGGUCCGUCAGGUGAAGAUGGUGCAUCCCCUUCUUUUGAGAAGCUGAAUCCCUACCCAGCUCCUCCACCGCCACACCCGCUUUACCCCGGCCGCAAAGUAAUCGAGUUCUCCUCCGACGAAAAAGUGAAAAUUCCCAAGAACAGCCCGUUGCCCAACUGCACGUAUGCCACACGUCAGGCCAUUUCUCUCAGUCUUGUGCAGAAUGAGGAGGAAGCAUCCGAGCGCCAGCGCACCGUGCCCAAUAGCCCUUCUGUAUCCGAUGGUGGCUGGCGGUCCGGCACGUCCUCAUCGUCUGGUGGAGGGCAUGCAUCUCACCAACGUACACCACCGCACAUGGAUGCCACAGACACUCUGUCCAGUCAUUCCAGCCCCUUUAGCAGUCCUCCUCAACCCCCAAGCGCCUUUGCCAGCUCAGGUAGUUCAGAGGAGGACCUACUGGCCAGUUGGCAGCGCAUGUUCGUUGAAAAAAUGGCUCCAUCCACUGACGGCUCCCUUGUGAACCGUACAUCCUUCAGCAGCGAGACGGUUAAGGAUCUCCAAAGGAGCCGUAAUGGAAAGUCAGGGGUAGGGGUGCACCGAGGUGCUUACUCCGACGGUGAGGAAGGGUCUUCAGCACAGAGCUGGACAGCGAGCCGAGAGUCCAGUUUAGAUACAGACACCAGCAGCCUGGCAGACCUCAGGGCGAAAAAGACGCAGUACGGCGGGGACUUUUGCCGAGAGGAGGGUGAACGUCUACUGAUGGCCCUUGAUCCGCUCGACAACGAUGGUGCUAGCGGUGACACCAUGGUCACCGUCGAGAGCAGUCCGGCUUCUACAAAGCGUCUGGAAUUUGCUGAAGAUGUCGGCUCAGCUGGAAAUUCUGCUGAAGAACGAGAUAUUCUGCCCCAGGACUUCCCUGUCAUUGGGUCAAGGGUCCUAACCGCCCUGGAGGAUUUUGCAGACAAGCCCCCUCGGACUGGCUCAUCGAGACCUCUGAAGAGUCCCAAGAGGAUGGGAGUUCACCACUUGCACCGCAAAGACAGCCUUACCAGAGCUCAAGAGCAUGGAAACCUGCUGGACUGAGACUUUCAGGCUCACUCUUCUCUUGUUCUUUACCUUGAGUGCUCUUCAUCUGGCAAUCACUAGUCCUGGCGGCACACAACAAAAGGAAGGGAUCCAACCAGCGUUGCUGUAGCCAUUCCUGAUCAUGCUGCUGUUGCUGUUGCAUUCUAACUCUGCUGUCCUCUCUCUCUGAUGCGUGGAGCUUUCUAACAGUAUCUCUCAGAAUCCGGGAUGCAUCGAGAGAACACUACUUGAGGGAUCGUUCUAGAAUGUCUUGAGUUAAGGUGACUUUCACCACUGCAAGACUUGUCUCUGCUUGGCGUGACAUAGUUGAGGUCAGCAGGACAUAGCCAUACUACGCCUCUGAGAGUCCUUUAAAGGAGACAAGGACCGAUCCCUGUGGUGUCGCACCGACACGUAACACCUUUAAAUGGAUGUUUUACAGUUACUCUUGCCGGGUGAGAGUUCUCAACCCAGAUGACAUAUAUCCAGUAUCCCAGUCCUUCAUUGCAAAAGAUUAGGAUGACACCAAACGACCACAGCUUUGCAGAUACCGUCAGGUAGUCUGUGGGUUGAAGCGGAGUUUAACUCAUUCUCUUGUCGAUUUUCAGUGCCUAACCCUUGCUCUGACAGAGGGGGCUCUCCAUCACCCUUUAAAAGGACGUCUUGUUCCUUUAGUCUGCUUUCAAUCAGUACGAACUAAGUGGAUUCUUUACCUCUAAUUUUACCUCUCUUCAUCGAUUUGCCACUGUAUUUCAACACACGACCUAAAGACAGCUUUUUUACUUUAGUAAACAAUAUGAAUCACGAAAGGAUUUUGAUUUUACUGUAUCAAUAUAUUGUUUUAAAGAUCGAGUACUUGGAUACACUUACUGAUUUGUAUUCUCAUUUGUUUCAUUUGACUAAUGAUAUUUAAAUUUGAUUUGGAAUAUUUUGUUUUUUUGUGUAUUUAUUUGUCUUGCUGGUUGAGUCUGAACUGUCCCGUUAUUUCACUUAAAGCAGUUAAGCACUUACAUAAGUGUAUUAGAACAGAAUAUUGUCAUGAAAUGGGAAAGUAUACAAACCCUAACGUUAGUAGUGCUUACUUUACUGGAAUGCAUUCAAAUUAAACUCAAUCCGUGCUGUAUUUGGCGAUUUUAAAACAUAUGGCUGGGGUUAAAAAAUAUUUCAGACAAAUUUUGAAUGAGCAGUAUUUAAGAGUAAAAGUACUUUGUUCUGUUGUGUCAUUGGUAUUUCAUGUUGGGGUGUAUUAAUGCGCAUCCCCUCGCUGCUGACGGCACACAUCGCCAUUCAGGGGAAUGUUAAUAUUGAAACAAGCUAUGCAUAUAGUAAUGUUAAAAAAUACUCGAAACAUAGCCAAGCCUUCUGUCUGUUGAUGAAUUUGCUUACAGAUAAAUGAGGAAUGUUGCAUACAGUAAAAAAUAUUAAGCUCAAAAUUAGCAAUUUUGGCCAGAAGCGUUGACACAAACACAUAUAGAUUUUUGUUUGGUUUUUAAACUCUUGAUUUCAUGGAAAGCCAUGGUUUGUUCUUAAUGAAUGUAGUCGAUUUUAUGUAGCAUCCACUUUUAUAGAUUCCUCAUUAUUCUUUUAACUGAUCUGUACGUGCUGUGUGUAUUUCAAGGGGAAUGUGCAUCCCACCAUCUUUUGAUGUGGUUUUUUUUGUGUGUAUUUUUGUGUAGAUUUCUCUUGAUUUGGGGUCAUCAGACAGAAGUUUUCUUUAUUCCAGUCUUAAAUUUCAGUCAUUUCAUUUCAAGCCUGGUUCAAAUAGAAUCUUAACAUUUUAUGACUUAUCAGCUUUUCUGAGUUUCAGACCCAAGCAUCCUUUGUUUUGUUUUGGAUUAUUAUAUAUUUUAGAGAUAAUUAAACUCAAUGCUGCCGUUUUAAGUGCCGCUUGUUUUGUGUUUUUUGGUGUUUUUUACAAUUUUAUUUAUAUUUUCCCAUAAGGACCUUCAUGCAGUAUUACUUUUUUUCCAUCCAGUACACUCCACCUGAGGGUUUCUCCAUAUAUUGUCAGUGAUAUGCAGCAGAGCAUAUACCAAGGUUAGGAUGAUGAUGUUUAUAUAUUAUUCUUAGAUUUUGUUUGUUUUCUUUAUGGACAUAUCGAAAGUAAUGUAUUAUGUUUCAACUGUAUUCCUGGACAUUGAAUUCCUGUUAACCUGUUGUUUAUUCACGGCGUUGCUGGUCUGCCACAAAACUGCUCGGUUUAAUAUUCCUCAGUGGAGGGCAGAAGGGCUCCCAUAUUCACACGUACCAUUUUCUUGUCAUACACUUUGGUGCAUCAGUUUUUUUUUUCACAAUAUAUGAGGGUACCACUAAUAGCCCAUGAUUAAUUGAAGUGUAACUACCCACCCUACUGAAUAAUUCACAUCUGAUCAUGUUCCAAAAUAGCUCUGUGAUGCUUUAAAGAGAUCGAGUACAGCCUGUCAAGGUCUCGCAUGUGGAUGCAUACGGCCUUUAAUAUUUCACGGUCUCAUCCGAUGGUACACAGUUUGUGCAAAUCAAAAAGGGAAAUAAUGGCUGGGAUGUGCCUGUCUCUUAUACACUUAGUGUAUAAAUAGGCUAUUUCUUCUGGUCUCCUGCAACUUUAAUACCAGAUUUAAUUGCUCACAUCAGAGACGUGCACAUCUUUAUUCCAAGGUGACCCUUCAGAUGUUGCAAACGCAGACAUGCAAACUCUUUACUGAAUAAAUUAAAAAGUCAAGGUUGUCCUUCAACUGAACACUAAAUCCUUACUCGCAUGAAGCUGAGGUCUCUGUGAUAGAAAAACACUUUUCUUUUGUGUUAACCUUUGUUUUUAUCAAUAGGGCAGCUUUCAUGUAACCAUCAACAACAUGUCAAAUUGAGUCUUAAAAUAGCUUUUGAUAUUGACCAAUCAUCGGGUGACAUGAAAACAAAACAGAUCUGAUUUACUUUCUCAAUAAAUGUUUCUGGUCUUAUUAUGCGUAAUUCCUUGAGACAGGUUUAGUUUUAAGACAAAAUGGGGUUUUUUUGUACCUUUUCAUUGUGAAUGCCUGUGACAUCAUCCACUUGAGGCUAAUGGAAAAUGUAACAAAUAGUCAAAAAUCCAACAUUUUCUGUCUUUAUUCUGAGUUAAAGUGGUCACUAUUAACAAUCAGAGAAAUUUCCAAUGAAUACAAUUACGUCUUGCGCUACAUUUCAUUUUGAUUUUGCUGUUUGACUGUAUACAUCACAUUAUAAUAUAUUAUAAAGUAAAAAUGCUUUUUUAUGUUAAUAUACAUUCUUGAAUCUGGAGACCACCAUGUGUCCUGUAUUGGUUGCAGAAUUUAUGUUCUGUGUCGAACGUGUUGGUGACAACCACUCUUUCAUGCAUUUCAAAUUUGGAUCAUUUCAUGUUAUAAUUUGUCAACUGAUUUUACUUCACACCCUACAAACAGUCCUCUAGUCUUACAGAUGUCUAACAGCUGCAAUAUGGUGCUUCUCCAUGUCUUAUGUUCCCUGGAUGUUGUCCCAUGCAAACAAUGCCAUCAUGGUUUAUGGGAAUUUCUUUUGAGUUUUAGUUAAAGCUUUUAUGAUUGUGUAGAUGUACCGUACACAUUUGAUUUUCCCCUUAAAAAGGCUUAAAACUAAUCUUAUUUUCUGAAUUUGUAAACUGAUGUAUAUUUUAAAACAAAUAAAGCUAUUUUAAACGUAAUCAGUCUGAACUUUAUA